AUGUUUUGGUUCGGUCCACAUCGAUGUAUAGUAUUUUGUCGACCUGAACAUGCUCAAAUUAUAUUUACAGAUCGUCACAAUUUUGAACAAUCACCUUUAAUUAUGCCAAAUUUUGAUUUACUUUGUCCUUAUGGAAUUUCUUUGCUAACAGGUGCUAAAUGGAAACGUCAUAUUCGAGUUAUGUUACCAAUGUUCAAGCUUACAGAAAAGAUUGUUGAAGAAGAACAAAAUAAACAAUAUGAAACAGAAAAUCAUCGACCAAAGAAUCUUAUUGCAUCGCUGGUCUCAUCAGUUAAUGAAGAUGCCAAUGAUCAAAAUAUCUCAUCAGGUUUGACACGUGCAGAAAUGCUUGAUGAAGUAUUAUUGUCAAUAAUGGCUGGAUAUGGUACUACAUCGGCAGGUCUAUCAUGGUUCAUCUUUUUUCUCAGUAAAAACCUUCAUGUACAACAACGUAUGAAAGAAGAAUUACGUCAACAUAAUCUUAUGAUGACAGACGAUGUUGAAUAUGCGUCACCGUUGACAGAAGAAAAAUUGUCUUCACUUAUCUAUUGUGAAUGUGUUUCAAAAGAGGUCUUUCGUUUGGCUCCUACUAUCAGUGUAACGACACGCAUGGUAACUUCUGAUACAAUUAUUGAUAAUGUCCCAAUUCAUUCUGGUCAAAUUAUUUUCAUUGGUUUACUCAAUAUAAAAACUGAUGAACGAUAUUGGAACAAGAAUCCUAAGGAAUUUAUACCAGAACGAUUUUUAAUCGAAGAUAAAAAUUAUCAUACAUAUGCGAUGGUCCCAUUCGAUGAUGGACAUAGAGCAUGUCUUGGACAAGAUUUAGCAUGGAUAGUAUUGAAAUUGAUUAUUAUUCGAUGUAUGCAACGUGGAAUCAUAUUCGAAGAUACUCAAGAGAAUACUGGUGGUUAUGAAGAAAAACUUGCUUGUCGUCCAAAAAUUUUGGCAGUACGUAUACGUUUUGAUCGGUAUUAA
Rotaria sordida is the source of this 975-nucleotide messenger RNA. The record is from the annotation of a GenBank genome assembly. NCBI's taxonomy places the organism in Eukaryota, Metazoa, Rotifera, Eurotatoria, Philodinida, Philodinidae.